AUGAUGUCCAAUUUGGAGUCUGCCAUAAUUCCCCUGAAUAUGAUGGAGAAAUCGGUUGAUGACAUGUACGACGGCUGCAGUAAAGAAAUGGAUGAAAAGGUCAAGAAUGAAUACUUCCCCAGAGAGAUGAAGAAUAAUCAGCUAUUCAGAGAUGCAUGGAAGAAAACAGAGUCUUGUGUAAAUGACAAAUACAACAAGGACAAGGCCUUGACCAAAGAUCAGGUCCAGGCUUUAGGCGUCUACACUGGAAAUGACGUCUAUGGACCCUUUAAUGCAGCGGUUCGAGUCAGUGCAGACAAAUAUACCACUAGUGCAUUCAAAUACCACGCUUUACACUAUUGGCUGACUACUGCUUUACAGACUCUUAAUAAUAACAAAAUAUGCCGUACCACCUACAGGAGAAGCCGAGAUACAUUUACAGGUCAACUCGACCAAGAAAUACGUUUUGGUCAAUUCGCCUCCUCUUCAGUCAGUCCUGAUGUGGUAGAAUUUGGUAAUGAGACUUGCUUUCAAAUUGAGACCUGUUUAGGCGCUCCCAUCAAUGAAUAUUCAUGCUAUAGUACUGAGGAUGAGGUGUUAAUCCCUCCCUAUGAGAAAUUCAAGAUUAUGAAAAUUGUGCAGAAGUCCUAUGAACAGUUGGAAAAUUGUACAACGAUCUUUGUUCUGAAGCCUGUGGGGCACAAGACGAACCUCAACUGCAAGGCUGCAUAUGUGCAAGCCUGGUUCAGAGCCAUAAAAAAAAGAAAUUGAAAAUGUUUUAAACUCAAUUAAGCAUUUUUCCCCUGAGUGUUAGCAGUGUAACAUUUGUACAAGAGCUGGCUGAAACUGAUUCUCACUUUUGAA
Molecule: messenger RNA, 843 nt
Organism: Boleophthalmus pectinirostris (great blue-spotted mudskipper)
Lineage: Eukaryota; Metazoa; Chordata; Actinopteri; Gobiiformes; Gobiidae
Product: ecto-ADP-ribosyltransferase 4-like
Exons: 2
Coding region: 1-750 (249 amino acids)
Molecular function (GO): NAD+ poly-ADP-ribosyltransferase activity; NAD+-protein-arginine ADP-ribosyltransferase activity
Source: RefSeq, a predicted model, not a curated record